CAUUCAUUAUCAUCAUAUCAUCUAUUGGACGUCCACUGCUGAACAUGAUACGACUUCCCAGAUGUCUAUCUUCCAGAUAGACCGGAUAACAAAAACAUUUGUGAGCAAAAGUCGCGCGAGCGUCGAGUCUGAACCGCGCCAUACAUUGAUCGUGCGUAUCGGCCGCGCUCGCCCGCGCGCCCGUCUCGCCUCCAGCCGCCAGUUGCCGCGGCGAACUCUAGUCGCGCAGACCGUUGUGACGCGACGCGAUUUUAUGUUCAAAACACCUAGUGUCAAAAUGCAAAGGAAAUUGGUAUUAUCUGAUCAAUCGUUGAAGAAACUCAUUAAAGAAGUGAAAAAGAGAGAAUGUUUGUGGAACCCACAUCACGAACGUUACAACGAUAGGUAUCGAAUGGCUAAGGCUUGGAUGGAGGUAGCGGAACUGAUGGAACUACCAGAGGAUCGCCUUCGAGUGAGGUGGAAGAAUCUCCGAGACCUGUUCAAGAAAGAAAUCAAAAAGUUUGGCUCCGUAAAUUAUACUGGAAAAUGGAGACAUUACAAUGCGAUGAAGUUUCUUAAUAAGGUCACUGAGAGCUCGAAACCAGACCAGACUGAGGAUACAGAACAAACUGAAGACCAGACUAAUAAAGACAAUGAAGAAGAAAACGAGGGAAACAAAGUAGCUACCAAAGAAGAAUUAACAGACGACGAUUUCGACUUUGUAGAUGAUCAAGAGAAUGUUACAGCUGGGAGCCACGAAGCAGAAGUAUACUUCGAACAGGGAUACGAGGAAGACCCCAUACCUGACAAAAUGCAAAAACUUCCGGAAGAAGACUAUGAUAUGAUGUUCUUGAAGUCUUUAGCGCCGUAUUUUAGGCAACUGGAUCCAAUAAGGAAGCUGGUGGUGAGAAGUAAGAUGCAGGACAUGCUGCUGAAUGAGAUCGCGGCCCAGUCGUCGGUAAGCCAACAGUUCCAUUCGAAGAAGAGUUAAUAAUAAUAGGUACAGAAAAAUUGUAAUAGUACGGAAGGAACAUAUUUUGAAAUUACAGCAAGAGUGAAUUUGUACAGGAAUAACUAUGUCUUCGUGAACCUCGCAAUCAUAGAAUUACAAAACUUAUAGGACCAAAAUAAUAUGAUCGAUAUGUUGGUUAGGUUAGGUUAGGAAAAAUUAGGAAAAUUUUAAGAGAAUGUAAGUAUAGAACUUCCGUAAUGGAGAUUGACUUGUAUAUGGGUGCGUGUUGAUUAUAAAAUGUUUUUAUUCAAUUGUUAAAUAUGUCGCCAAGAUUUCUUUAUAACAUAGGGCCUGCGGAGAAGAGGGACUUAGUCAGGUGAGAAUAAAAGUGUAUGUAGGAUUAUGAAUAGGAGAAGAGAAACAAUAUGAGAGAAAAGAAGAUGAAGACAAGAGUCCCUGGUCUCUACAGGCCUUUGGAUCAUUCGAUUGGGCGAUAGCGAUCCUUUGUUGAUAGUUUGAAAUGAUUGCACAAACAAAUAAUUAUAUUCUUAAAUACCAAUAAGUCUGCUCAGCUCUAUUAGUUUCAAGUCAAAGAGGGACUCUUCCUCAAGAGCAGCGUCCCCAAUCAAGGCGAUGUCGCGCAGCCUACGCCUCUGUGACUUGAAACUCUCGAAAGUCGAAACUAG
Messenger RNA from Spodoptera litura, 1617 nucleotides. Lineage: Eukaryota; Metazoa; Arthropoda; Insecta; Lepidoptera; Noctuidae. The record is from RefSeq and is a predicted model, not a curated record.